UUAUUUAAUAGCUGACGAUACAAAUCAAGAUUAUUUCCUUUCUGAUGUAGACUUCUUCCACGAAGAUUCAGACAAAACCGAGCUUGGAUGGAACUGAACAAGAUUUGGCGAACGAAUACAAAGGUCAAAGGCUUUAUUAUUGAGAAAGUAAAAGGAGGUUAUUCAGUAGCCAUCGCAGGUUUCAUUACUUUUCUUCCAUUCCGUCGCAGAAGGAAAAGGAUAUCGAAUGAUCGAUUCACCAUUGAGAACAUUAACCCCAAAAAGACGAAUAUUGUGGUGUUCUAACAGCGGCAGAUCAAAGAAGAACUUGAUGACCUGAGAAAAAGAUAAAUUUUGGUUUUGAUUUCUUAUUUUUAGUUAGUGACGAUAUAUAUGAUUUUUAGCUUAAUUGUGUAAUUAGAUGGACCACUGUUGUGUUUCCAUAAUAUCUAAGGAGUAAGGACCAAAAGUGCAAUUUAUGCUUUUUAAUUUUCUUCAUUUUAGUUGUGGCUUGUGAAUGAUACUCCAUCUGUCCCAUUUUAUAUGACAGUUUUUGACUGCACAAUGAACUUUCAAUAAUUAAAGUGACUUAUGUAUUGUAUUAGUGAUAGUGGAAACAUUAUCAAAGUAAUAUCAAAACAUUGAGUUCUAGAGUUCAUCCCAUUUAAAGUUUAAGAUUUGAAUAAUCAAAUAUUUGAAUUCCUGAAAGUUGUGAAAAUUGUAUUGAAUAAUAGAAUGCUGUGAAUAACAUGUUUUUUUUUUCCUCUGAUGCAUUUUGUAUAUGUGAUUUCAUAUCUUGAAUAGAGCUUUUCACUUGAUAAGAAAACUGGGAAGAAAUGUAUUAUGGUGGCACCAAAGGAAAUUGCUUUUUCAUGGGAGCAUACACCACAAUAUUGGGGACUCUCAUAUUACCCCGAAUCCAGAUUCUCAGAAAUUGCUUAUUUCCGGGGUUUUUGUUGGCUUGAUAUCCGUGGCAAGAUUGCAAGUCAAAUGUUGUCAAAGAGAACAACAUAUGUCGUGUAUCUGGUGUUCAACUUCGCGCCAGAUGAAUUUGACGGUCUUGAAAUUGGUCAGUCAGUUGUUAAAUUUGUCAGUUGUGAGAGUGACAAUGAAGCUGAGGAACGACGAAAAAGAAGAGUUGAUGAAUGGAUGGAAAUAGAAAUGGGGAAGUUUUUCAAUGACAGCGGAGAGGAUAGAGAUGUUGAAGUGCGAUUAAUGGAGAUCAGGCGUCGUUAUGGUAGAGGUGGCCUCUUAGUUCAAGGAAUAGAGUUUCGACCAGAAUGAACACGAGAAUCUCUCUGUUUUCUAUAGAUUUAAAUUCUUCUGAAUAUGGCCCUUCUCACCAAAGAUUUGCUAUAUGAAAAACGCAAUUCUAGUGCCUGCUGCGAAUAUAAUUGUUCAAUUUAAUACUCCAAGUUUGUACAAUUUGUUCACGUAUA
Nicotiana tabacum (common tobacco) is the source of this 1418-nucleotide messenger RNA. Lineage: Eukaryota; Viridiplantae; Streptophyta; Magnoliopsida; Solanales; Solanaceae. The record is from RefSeq and is a predicted model, not a curated record.